AUGAACUGGAUCAGACAGGCUCCUGGAAAAGGACUGGAGUGGAUUGCUUUUAUACACACGGGCAGUUCUCAUAUCUAUUACUCCCAGUCAGUCCAGGGUAGAUUCACCAUCUCCAGAGAUGACUCCAGCAAUGUGAAGUGUCAACAGUUGACACAGCCAGCCUCAGUGACUGUGCAACCAGGUCAACCUCUGACCAUCACCUGUCAGGUCUCUUAUUCUCUUAGCAGCUAUUACACAGCUUGGAUCAGACAGCUUGCAGGGAAAGGACUGGAGUGGAUUGGAAUGAGAUUUACUGGAGGUUCAUACUACAAAGAUUCACUAAAGAACAAGUUCAGUAUCGACUUAGACUCUUCCAGCAAAACAGUGACUCUAAACGGACAGAAUGUGCAGCCUGAAGACACUGCUGUGUAUUACUGUGCCAGAGACCCACAAGCAGGUGUUGAUGGUCAGACUCUGACAGAAUCUGAACCAGCAGUUAAAAAGCCUGGAGAAUCCCACAAACUGACCUGCACAACAUCUGGAUUGUCAUUCAGUAGCCACAACAUGGCCUGGAUCAGACAGGCCCCUGGAAAAGGACUGGAGUGGGUUGCUAUUGAUAUUGGUAGUAACCAAUACUACUCUCAGUCAGUUCAAGGCCGGUUCACCAUCUCCAGAGACAACAGCAGAGAGCAGCUGUAUCUGCAGAUGAACAGUCUGAAGACUGAAGAUUCUGCUGUUUAUUAUUGUGCUCGAGACUCACAGUGA
Molecule: messenger RNA, 744 nt
Organism: Thunnus maccoyii (southern bluefin tuna)
Lineage: Eukaryota; Metazoa; Chordata; Actinopteri; Scombriformes; Scombridae
Product: Ig heavy chain Mem5-like
Exons: 4
Coding region: 1-744 (247 amino acids)
Biological process (GO): phagocytosis, engulfment; phagocytosis, recognition; innate immune response
Cellular component (GO): blood microparticle; external side of plasma membrane; immunoglobulin complex, circulating
Molecular function (GO): immunoglobulin receptor binding; antigen binding
Source: RefSeq, a predicted model, not a curated record